Lycium ferocissimum is the source of this 1768-nucleotide messenger RNA. RefSeq names its product protein SAR DEFICIENT 1. Gene Ontology annotation, cellular component: nucleus. Gene Ontology annotation, molecular function: sequence-specific DNA binding; DNA-binding transcription factor activity; calmodulin binding. The record is from RefSeq and is a predicted model, not a curated record. The transcript is spliced from 7 exons. The coding region runs from base 117 to 1508 and encodes 463 amino acids. NCBI's taxonomy places the organism in Eukaryota, Viridiplantae, Streptophyta, Magnoliopsida, Solanales, Solanaceae. Gene Ontology annotation, biological process: regulation of salicylic acid biosynthetic process.
GCUUUUCAUAUCUUCCUACUUACCCAUCCCUCAUCAUCUCUCUAAGCUCCAUUUUUAAUAGUGAAUUUGUACUGAAAAUAUCUUGAGCUUAUUACACUUAACUCCUCAACAAAGAAAUGGCAGAUAAACGGUUGUUUGAUGACUCGGAUUCCGACCCGAACCAACAAAAUUACAAACCCAUGAGAUCUACUACUAGACCUUCUUUUGCUUCUGUCAUUAAAGAAGUGGUGAUGGUGAAUUUCUUAGACAACGUCUCUUCUGCCUUGGAACCUAUGCUCCGUCGAGUGGUUCAUGAAGAGGUGGAAGAUGGACUGAAACGUUACUCAUGUCGUUCCAUAUCUCGAUCUCCUUCACUAAGAAUCAAAGCAUUAGAACCAUCAAAUCUUCGCUUAAUUUUCAACAAAAACCUCUCUCUAACAAUAUUCACAGGUACCAAAAUCGCCACCAACGACGGCCAAAAUCUCCAAAUUCUAUUGGUCGAUACAAGUGGUGAAGGCAUGGUUCCGACAACCUUACCUUAUCCAAUCAAAAUAGAAAUCGUCGUACUCGACGGAGAUUUUAAUGAAACCAAUUGGUCACACGAUGAAUUCAACAAAAACAUCAUAAAGGAGAGAACUGGAAAGAGGCCAUUGCUUGCUGGUGAACUUAAUUUUACGAUGCGAGAUGGUGUUGUUUCUGUUUCUGUUGGAGAAAUUGAAUUUACUGAUAAUUCGAGCUGGAUUCGAGGCAGGAAAUUUAGAAUUGGCGCAAAAGUGGUUAAAAUUGGAAACGGUCAAACUGGUGUGAGAAUAGCAGAAGCUAUUACUGAAUCUUUUAUGGUUAAAGAUCACCGCGGAGAAUUGUACAAAAAACAUUAUCCACCAGCACUAGGAGAUGAUGUGUGGCGUCUUGAAAAGAUUGGAAAAGAUGGAACUUUUCACAACAAGCUGCGUUCAAAUGACAUCAACACUGUACAAGAUUUCUUGAAGUUGGCCACUAUUGACACACCAAAGCUUAGAAAGAUACUGGGAAGUGGGAUGUCAGAGAAAAUGUGGGAAGUGACAUACAAGCAUGCAAAAACUUGUGAGCAGGGCUCUAAGUUAUAUAUGGCCCGUGGAGCAACCUACCUCCUCAUCCUUAGUCCAAUUUGUCAAGUUGUUAAGGCAAUUGUUGAUGGACAGAUUUAUCCUACUCGUGAAUUAACGGGAAUACAAAAGGCCCAUAUCCAGAAUUUGGUAAAGGAUGCUUACGCCAAUUGGAGUUCUUUAGAGGAAGUUGAUGGUCUAGUGAAUGAGCCAGCACUACUAACUCAAGGAGAACCAAUAAUGGAUCAGUAUCCCAACGCUCAACAUCAGCAGCAACCCAUGCUAAGAUCCUAUCAGGGAAACACAGUUUUGACAGAUGCAUCUGAACAAUUAGUUGAAUACAAUGACUGGAUUAAUGUUGAUCCUAACUUCAUUUGCACUCCUGCUGAUACUAAUGGUGGUUAUUACUUUUCAGGAGGAUUUUCUAAUAGAGAAUUGCGUUAACUUUAUACCGUCAGUGUAUAGAAGUUAAUAAAAAUUUAUGCAUCACGUUCAUGUAAAUAUUGUGUAGGAACAAAGUUUGCCCAAUAAGGGGCUAAAAUUUGUUGUAGAAGUUGCGCCACCCCUUUUUGUAAAAGAUGCGUGGCUUGGCAAUCGAAUGUGGAAGUCUGUUUCAAUUUCUUUUUCUUUUUAAAAUCCAAAUUUGGAUUGUCUGUUGUAGCGAGCGAUUGUUCAUUUAAAUUGAAAGAACAAAUUAAUGCAAA